Molecule: messenger RNA, 975 nt
Organism: Lates calcarifer (barramundi perch)
Lineage: Eukaryota; Metazoa; Chordata; Actinopteri; Centropomidae
Gene: polr2f
Product: RNA polymerase II, I and III subunit F
Exons: 5
Coding region: 149-532 (127 amino acids)
Biological process (GO): DNA-templated transcription
Cellular component (GO): RNA polymerase II, core complex; RNA polymerase I complex; nucleus
Molecular function (GO): DNA-directed RNA polymerase activity; DNA binding
Source: RefSeq, a predicted model, not a curated record
UCACUCGGAGUAUUUUCCAGGACACUCUGCUACCGGAAGUCGAAAGGUAGUAACGUUCAUGUGGGUUCAUGUUGACAACAAAAAGUGUCUUGGGAAAUUGUUAAUAACAAGAAGGUACAGGGAACAUAUACGAGCUUCAGAAUAAAAAAUGUCCGACAACGAAGACAACUUCGACGAUGGAGAUUUCGAUGAUGCCGAGGAAGAUGAGGGAUUAGAUGACCUCGAAAACGUGGAAGAUGAUGAUCAGGAGAAUGUGCAGAUCCUGCCAGCAGGAGAGGGUCAGCAGGCGAACCAGAAGAGGAUCACAACACCGUACAUGACCAAAUAUGAGAGAGCCAGAGUGCUGGGAACACGAGCUCUCCAGAUAGCGAUGUGUGCUCCAGUCAUGGUGGAGCUGGAGGGAGAAACAGACCCCUUGCAAAUAGCUAUGAAAGAGCUUAAGAGCAGAAAGAUUCCUAUCAUCAUCCGCAGGUACCUUCCUGAUGGGAGUUAUGAGGACUGGGGUUGUGAUGAGCUCAUCAUAACUGAUUAAACAAAUUAUCCAGUCUUCACUGACAAAAUAGUAUAUUCUGUUUCAAACACACCAUCAUAGCAGGUCAGUCAGCUGCACAAACGCUAAGGAAUCCUCAGACUGAUGCAGUCACCACCCACUCUGUGAGCUGGUAAAAUAUGAAUACAUGAAAUGUACCAAACAGACACACAGGACAGUGUGUUGCUUGCCGGUUGAUAAAUCUAUGGUCUGACUGACGGUGCAACUCAAAUGAAAUUCUGUUAGUAUCUUCGGUACUUUCUGUUUUAACAGCUGCAUUCUAACUAACAGCCACAAGGGGGAAAUGUAACUUAAGUCAAACAUUUACUUUGUUUUACAAAAAUAAUCCUGUGUUGUAAUUAUUCCAUUUGUUGUUUUUAAGGAGAGAGGAGAUUAGUGUAAAAUAACUUUUUUAUAGUUUAGAAUAAACUCUUUUGUAUAAAUAA